AUGGAAAUCCGGGUUCCGCCCGUCCCCAUGGACCGCCCGACUGUGGCCCUGUGGCGGGACCGGGGCAUGAACUUGAACCCGCAGGUUCUGGAAGACGACACGCGCACCGCGCUCUCCCUCGUCCACUAUGCCCUCCCCGAGCAGCUCGUCUCCCACCACGCCACCUUCUCCGCGCUUCCCGCCCUCGACGGCGCCGACCGCAUCAGCGGCCUUCCGGACGCGCUCCUCCGUGACAUCGUCUCCCGCCUCCCCAUCAAGGACGCCGCGCGCACCACCGCGCUCUCCUGCCGCUGGCGAAGCGUCUGGCACUCGACGCCGCUUGUCCUCGUCGACGCCCACCUCUUCCCUCCCGGAGGCGACGCCGCCCCGCUCCAGGUCGCGCGCGCCGACGGGCGGGGCGUCGCCUCCGCCGUCUCCCGCGUCCUCGCCGCGCACCCGGGGCCCUUCCGCCACGUCCACCUCACCAGCAGCCACAUGGAGGCGUUCCUGGGCCUGCUCGCGCGCUGGCUCCAGACCCUCGCCGUCAGGGUCGUCCGAGAACUCGUCCUCGUCAACCGCCCGUGGCCGCUCAACAUGGACCUCCCCGCUACGUUCUUCGGCAUGGCGACGCUCACCCGCCUCUACCUCGGCCUCUGGUAUUUCCCUGACACGGCCGACCUACCGCGCGCCGUGGCAUUCCCGCACCUCGUUGAACUCGGCCUCUCCUGUAUGGGCAUUGAGAACCAGGACAUGGACUUUGUCCUUGCCAAGAGCCCCGUGCUGAGGUUCCUAUGCAUCCAAGCUAAUAUUUUGCUGAGGCGCCUCUGUCUGGUCAGCCGCAGCCUCCGGUGCGUGCAGAUCAUCGAAGGCAUGGAACUAGAAAUAGCCGUGGAGAGCGCUCCGCAGCUCGAGAGACUCAUCAUCUGGCCAUCAUCGGCCCGUGACGGCUUGCCAAGGAGGGUCAAGAUUGGCCAUGCCCCUGCCUUAAGGACAUUUGGCUAUUUGGACCCGAAAUGGCACGCUGGGACAAGGGCCAGUCCGAACACCAUGGUGCCAAGUGUCAAGACCCUCAGCUUAAGGGUGUGCUUUUCAGUCCGCAACAAUGCCAAGAUGUUGCCGAGCUUCCUCAGAUGUUUUCCCAACCUUGACAGGUUGCAUCUUGAGUCCAGCAAAACUGAUGAGCCCACUGGCAAGCUCAACUUCAAGUUCUGGCAGGAAGCUGGUGCCAUCGAAUUUAUUUUGCGCAAUGCAGGUUGA
Molecule: messenger RNA, 1236 nt
Organism: Miscanthus lutarioriparius
Lineage: Eukaryota; Viridiplantae; Streptophyta; Magnoliopsida; Poales; Poaceae
Source: the annotation of a GenBank genome assembly